This is a messenger RNA of Drosophila takahashii, 1415 nucleotides long. RefSeq names its product sorting nexin 3 (gene Snx3). Gene Ontology annotation, biological process: late endosome to Golgi transport; endocytic recycling. Lineage: Eukaryota; Metazoa; Arthropoda; Insecta; Diptera; Drosophilidae. The record is from RefSeq and is a predicted model, not a curated record. Gene Ontology annotation, molecular function: phosphatidylinositol-3-phosphate binding. Gene Ontology annotation, cellular component: retromer complex; early endosome membrane.
CGUCAUAAUCGAUAGGCCUGCAUGUUAGUGCACAGAGCGCUGUUAAUUAUUGGAAAGUUUUUUAAUGGAACAAUUUUAAUUAAAUUACAAUAGUUGUUUACACACUGCGGCAGUUGGGCACAUCCCGAAAAAAGCGAGUACUACGUGGGGACAGCGAUUGCACAGCGGAAGCAGCCAACGGAAGCCUGCGGGACGUGCGACAAAGAACACAAAGCGACCGAAGACAGGGGCAGUGCAAAACCCGUUUCUUCUUGCGCCCGAUAAAAAGGGGCGUCUAUAUCUCUUGCGAUCCGGAGCCCCUGGCAUCGCAGCACUAUGAUGGUUGAGUCCGAUGGAACCGCCGACGCCACCCGCCGCCUCAAUGUGAAGAAGCAGACGCUGGACGAUGCGUACGCGGUGCCCGCCAACUUCCUGGAGAUCGACGUGGUUCAUCCGCUGACCACCAUGGCGGCGGGCAAGAAGCGCUACACGGACUACGAGGUCCGGAUGCGGACCAAUCUGCCCGUCUUCAAGGUGAAGGAGUCCAGUGUGAGACGACGCUACAGCGACUUUGAGUGGCUGCGGAACGAACUGGAGCGGGACAGCAAGAUUGUGGUGCCACCACUCCCGGGAAAAGCCUGGAAGCGCCAGAUGCCCUUCCGCGGCGACGAGGGCAUCUUCGACGAGAGCUUCAUCGAGGAGCGGCGCAAGGGACUGGAGGCCUUCAUCAACAAGAUAGCCGGACAUCCGCUGGCGCAGAACGAGCGCUGCCUGCACAUGUUCCUGCAGGAGAACGUCAUCGAUAAGAACUACGUGCCCGGCAAGAUUCGCAACACAUAAGCAGCGGCGUCCGGAGCAAUCGAAAACCCCAAAUUAUAGCAAUGCAAUGAAGCAACAACUCGAACGAACAAACCCGCUACGAAAUCUUUAGGGAAUCCGUGUGAAUGUGUGUGCUUGGCCAGAGUGGAGAAGGAGGAGGGAGUCGAAGGGAUCUGUUUAUUAUGCGACGCGAUAAGAGGCGGGAAGUGCUGCUGCUCAGUUAAUGUUGAGCCCCUCUCACCCCCCGGGGACUAGUUAAAAAGAAGCAUUGGGAAUUUUUAAUGCUAAAUUCAAGUUUAUAUGGUAUACAUAACAAUAUACAUACAUAUAUAUAUUAUAUACAAUACAGAUAUUUACGAAUAGUGUACAUAAGACAUGCCUACAGCGCCCCCUCGCUAAAUGAGUCUCGAAAGUAGGAGCUGUCCCUCCCAUUUUCCCGAUCCUCAGUUUCUUCGGUUUGACCCAUUGCAGCGGUAAUGAAGCAGCAAAUAAAAUAAGGGAGCCAUCCUGACCCCGAAAAUCCAUCCCUUGUAAGUGUACGCAAAUUAUUGAAUAUUUUGAAACAGUUUAGUGAAUAAUAUUGUACUUCGAAUCAAAUUAAAAUAAUUCAAAAAUAA